Messenger RNA from Fomitopsis serialis, 1192 nucleotides. Its product is annotated as class I glutamine amidotransferase-like protein. NCBI's taxonomy places the organism in Eukaryota, Fungi, Basidiomycota, Agaricomycetes, Polyporales, Fomitopsidaceae. The record is from RefSeq and is a predicted model, not a curated record. Bases 372 to 1094 code for a protein of 240 amino acids. The transcript has 4 exons.
CAAAGACUCAGAUAGCCCUGCCCAUGGAUCCCUGUUUCGCCUUACUCGCGAUGAAACUCUUCACUACUAGCAGAGCAUUGCAGUGACACAAGGGGGACACCCAGCACCCUUAUGAGAAGGGGAUCCAGGUGUCACACUGACUGCAGCUGGACAAGUGGCAAGGACAGCCGUUGGUGACAUGCCUCGGUGCGUCACCCGUCCCACCCACUCCAGAUACCACUCAGAAGCCCCAAUAUGGUAUCCACAAUCCGAAAAACACAUAUAAAGUGCCGCGAUGGCCAGAAUGCGAGAACACAUUCACACUCCACGACUUACGACUGUUAACGAACGCGCGCAUACACACUCAGAACGCAGCCAGUCUCCACACCAACAUGUCCACCAGAAGAGUCCUCAUCAUCCUCUCAGACGCCGACUCGUACCCUGUGCACAAGCAGGACGGCUCUACCACUGACCAGGAAACUGGCGUCUUCCUGACCGAGCUCGCGAAGCCUCUCGAGAAGCUCCUCGAGGCCGGCUACGACGUCACGUUCGCCUCGCCAUCUGGCAAGCGUCCGAGCAUCGACCCGCUCUCGCAGUCGCUCAUGGUCUACUACGGCAACUGGCUCCGCCGGCGACACGAGAACGCGCUCUUCGACAAAAUGGCGCAGGAGAGCAACCUCGACAGCCCGCGCCCGUUCGCCUACGCGGGCGUGUUCGUCCCCGGCGGGCACGCGCCCAUCCGCGACCUCGGCGACAACCCCGAGCUCGGCCGCAUCAUGUGGCACUUCCACAACCUCCGCAAGCCGACGGCCGUGAUCUGCCACGGCCCGCUCGCCCUCGUGUCCACGAAGUAUGCACCGAACUCGCCCGGCUUCGCGUACGAGGGCUACCAGCUCACGUCGUGGUCCGACGCGGAGGAGCGCCUCGUCGAGCACAUGCAGGGCGGCGAGAUCCCCAAGGUCGAGUCCACGCUCGCUUCAGAAGGCGCGCAGAUGAUCUCGACGGCCGGGAAGAAGCUCGGCGGCAUCACGAUCGACAGGGAGGUCGUGUCCGGCGCGAACCCUAUGGCGGCGGACGCGCUGGGCUCGAAGUUCAUCGCGAUGUUGAGUGCAUGAGGGAUUGGUGGUUGCAAGGGGAAAUGAUAAUUGGAUGGAGUGUAGGUUAUGAAAGCGGAUCAAUCCAAUGAUACACACAGGAGAUGGAACUGCCUGCU